Molecule: messenger RNA, 4586 nt
Organism: Morone saxatilis (striped sea-bass)
Lineage: Eukaryota; Metazoa; Chordata; Actinopteri; Moronidae
Product: brevican core protein-like
Exons: 15
Coding region: 156-3950 (1264 amino acids)
Biological process (GO): cell adhesion
Molecular function (GO): hyaluronic acid binding
Source: RefSeq, a predicted model, not a curated record
GUCGGUCGGACAGCAGUCCCAGCUCCCUCAUACCUGCGCAGAGCAUCUAGAGCCGCUUUCCUCCCAACAGGACAGUCGCACUGCACCAAGCUGAGAGAAGCUGACGGAAAAUACUUUUUACAGCCAAGAAGUCAGUCCAUCCUGCAUCAGCUGAAAUGCUGCUGUGCAGAAACCGACAUGUUGAAAUACUUCCACUUCUCGCUGCGGUCUGCAGUCUCACUCUGGCCUUCCCCACCCAAACUCCAUCUGCGUUUGAUGAUGUCCGGCAGCUCCAGGUGAACAUCCCCCACUCAGGUCCAAUUUCUGCCCCACUAGGCAGCUCCAUCUCCAUCCCCUGCUUGGUGUCUCUAUCUUCCACACCCACCUCCUCGUCUUCCUCCCCAGUUGCACCGCGUGUCAAGUGGACUGUGGUGUCCGGUGGGGUGGAGACACAGAUCUUGGUGGCGAGGGGUCAGAGGGUGAAGGUCAACGAGGCGUACCGAGACCGCGCUGCCUGGCUCAACUAUACUUCCUCCCCUGAUGAUCUGUCUCUGUGGUUGGGAGAUUUACGUUCCAGCGACUCGGGUCACUAUCGCUGCGAGGUGCAGCAGGGCCUGGAGGAUGCCAGUGACCUCGUACAACUCAAGGUCAAAGGUGUUGUAUUCCACUAUAGAGAUGCUUUGGGCCGUUAUGCGUUCUCCUUCAAUCAGGCCCAGAGGGCUUGUGAGGCCAUCGGGGCCCAAAUUGCCACUCCUGACCAGCUGCUGGCGGCUUAUUAUGACGGCUACGAGCAGUGUGAUGCAGGCUGGCUGGCAGACCAGUCCGUCAGGUACCCAAUCCAAGUUCCCCGUGAAGGUUGUUAUGGAGACAUGGAUGGCCAACCAGGAGUGAGAAACUAUGGGACAAUGGAUCCAGAUGAUCUAUUUGAUGUUUACUGUUAUGUAGAGGAUAUUGAUGGGGAAGUGUUUCAUGACUCCAUCCCACAGCAGUUGUCAUUUUAUGAGGCGCAGUCAUACUGCGGAGCAGCUGGAGCAGAGCUGGCUACAACAGCACAGCUGUACUUGGCAUGGAGUGAAGGUCUGGACCGUUGCAGCCCUGGCUGGCUGUCUGAUGGCAGUGUACGCUACCCCAUUAUACACCCUAGAGAGCGCUGCGGAGGGCCUCAGCCAGGCGUCAAAACCCUCUACCGCUUCAGCAACCAAACUGGCUUUCCAGAGCCAUCCAGCCUUCAUGAUGUUUAUUGUUUCAGAGAUAAUAGAAAUACUCAUACCGACUCUCCCAUGGACUAUAUGGCCACAGAGCCCGAGGACAUUGGACAAGAUGUUGUUAUACUUACUGAAACAGAUCAAGAGCUGCAACUGAACCAACAUGUACAACACGUGGAGCUCAAAGCUCAAAGGGUGCUUGAAUCUUUUCGUCUAUACUCCAGCCCUUCCACUGAGGAAAACCUGGUUGACACACACCCAACAGUCAUAUCAGAUACAACAGAGUCUUCCCUCAACACCACACCAACAUUGAGCCUCCUGCAGACAUCUGAUGAAACUUCAUCUUCUACAGAAAUGAGCUAUGACUCCCAGCAUACUUCAGCACUGAUGAACAGUACUAUCAGCACCACAGAAACCCAGAACUCCACACAAAACAUAUCGUUGCUGUCCAGUGUUUACAAUGAGACAGAUUCCCACCACAACUUGAACUUCACCUUUCACCAGUCUGAGCUUGAAAGCACCACAGGAUUUCCUGAAUCAUCGUAUGAACCUCAGACACAUAACCAGACAUUUCCAGGCACUAGUCUGGAUUUAAAUACACAGCCAACUGAGAGCCCAAAAUAUUCCCAAGAAACACAAGCGAGCAACCUGAGUUUUGACACAUCACAAGGCAAUUACAGCAAGACAGACAGCAAUCAUACUCAAGAGGAGAGUUUUUGGGAGGUGACCCUUAUGACCCGUGAUCCCAUGGUUCAGGUGGAGUUGGAGGAGGCAGAAUUAGAAGAUCCUGGGCAGAUUUCUCUCUCAACUCAGGCCUCAGAAGAAGAACUCGUUACACAACCAACACAAACUACAAAAUCCUACAAUAAGGAGCUAACCUCAUUGUUGGCCCAUCUGGAUGGGUCUGGAGAUAUUUCUCAAGAGAGUGACCUUGAUGUCAAAGCAGUCAGCUUCUCCACAUCAGAGUCUUCCACUUCAGGUUUCACCACUCACUCAUCACCUUCUGCUUCGGCUAGCGGCGCUCCUGCUGAGUCUCAGACUGCACUCCCCGAUCUGGCGCUCUCAUCUGGUUCACACCAUUCUGACAAUCUGAGCUUGGAUAUCCUCUCCACAGCACCACAGUUGUGGGAGUCCUCCAUUUCUAGACAAGAGGGAAGUACAAGCAUAGAAAUGGAAGAUACGGUCACUAUGGAAAGUGAAGAAAAACAGCUCCACCCGACAAAGUCUGAAGACAACCUCGUUUCUGGGGUAAGUUUAGCUACCACUGAGUCUCCAGAGGGAUUGAACACCUCUCAGUUGCCUACUGAUCCCACCACGGCAUGGUAUCAUACAUCAGGUUACAGAGUGUAUUUGGAUACUUCGACCACUGGGUAUGAAGAGGCAAGUGGACAGGAACCUGAAGAAGCUAGUGUUGUCCCAACCCUUGAAGACGAAACUAUAGUUGCCCCAACCCUUGCCCUAAUAAAAGAAGAUAGCAUUACCCCAACCCUUGAAGAAGAAGCUAGUGUUGCCCCAGACCUUGAAGAAAAUGCCACUGUUGGCCAAACCUUUGAGGAAGACAUUACCAUCUUUCCUCUCGAUUCACAAACAUCUAACUGGGCUCUGCUGACCACCACAACUGGACCCCAAGAGUCUCUAAAUGACCUCGAGUACAGCAGAAAAACCUCUUCAAUGACCUCCACAGCAGCUCCAGAUUCCUCCUCGAGUACAAAACCCACUGCUGCUGCCACGAAGACGACUACCACCACCACGAAGACCACCACACACUGGUCCAGACGCACCUGGAGCCCAACCACCUCGACACCAAAGGUUUUCCACAUGACAGCCGAGCCCAAGAAGGUGACAGCCUUCAUACCACCAGUGGAUCAAGGUCUUGUGGAUGUUGAGUUUAGUCUCACCCAGCCACCCACCCUGCUUAUCUUGCCCAAUGAGAGGGCAGCUGUAGGCGGUACAGGGAAAGCUUCAGAUGCUUGCCUGGGCGACCCCUGUCUCAAUGGAGGCACAUGCACUGACCAAAGUGGGCAGAUUAAAUGUCUCUGUUUGCCAACAUAUGGAGGAGACUUCUGUCAGACCGACGUGGAGCAGUGUGAACCGGGUUGGGAUAAAUUCCACGGUUUUUGCUACCGACACUUCAGCCAGCGUCUGAGCUGGGAGGUCGCAGAGCAGCAGUGCCGUAUGCUGGGAGCCCAUCUGGUGUCCAUCAUGACCCCUGAGGAGCAGAAUUACAUCAACAGCAACUACAAAGAAUACCAGUGGACCGGCUUGAAUGAUAAAACCAUUGAGGAUGAUUUCCGCUGGUCUGACGGCAACCCGCUGCUGUAUGAGAACUGGUACAGAGGGCAGCCAGACAGCUAUUUUCUCUCUGGUGAAGACUGUGUGGUGAUGGUGUGGCACGAUGACGGACGCUGGAGUGACGUACCCUGCAACUAUCACCUUGCAUACACCUGCAAGAAAGGCACCUCCUCAUGUGGUCCACCGCCCAAAGUCCGAAACACCUCCAUAUUUGGAAAAGCCCGACAGAGAUACGAGACCAACGCAGUGGUGCGUUAUCACUGCGCUCAGGGUUUCCAGCAGAGACUAAAUCCUCUGAUCACGUGUCUGUCUGGAGGCAGGUGGGAGAGGCCCCAGAUCCUGUGCAUUCCUGAGGCCGGAGGUCCAACCCAACAUCCCGAGGCGACGUCACAGACCAGCAGCAGCUUUUCCUCCACUGAAGACGAGUUUGAAGCCACUAAAGAGACACUGCAGUACUGGGACAUCAAGUUUUAAAAGUCAGCCACGCUUUCCUUGUCUUCCUUUCUUAAAUUCUGCUGUUGUAACGUGACAAGAUGACAAAGAUCAAAUGCUUUUACCAAUGAACGCUCAAACAGGACAAAAUGAACUACAGACGCAUAAAGACACCUGAAGUUUUCCUCUCAGCCUGAGUGCACAGACAGGCUAAGUUUUCUUUUGAGGGAGUUAAAUGUUCCUACUUUUUUAAUGUCCUUAAGAAUAUUUUCCACUGUACAGAGUUUCAUGUAGUGACUAGCAGAUAUUAAAGUGAAAGAAAUACAGUAAAUGUGUGAACUCAUGUCAGCUCCAAAUCUUCAUUCCAGUAAAGACAGUUAUUUGUGGUUCUUUAUAUAAAAUGGUGCUAAUGUCUUCCAGAACUUUGUAUCCAACAGAGGUUUAGUUUUCUGUGUGUAGGAGUAAAGUCCCUACUUUUUCAAAGAAUCUUAACAACUCCAAAGCACAAAGUCAAUCUUAACAAACAGUCAAUAUUGUACAUAUAUUAGUUUACACACCUGUGAUUGCUGUCCGCAUUUUUCUGAGAGAAACCUUUUAUUUCCAGCAGACACAGUUUUGUUCGUCAGCUUUAUGUUGUAAUAAAGUUUUGUAGAACAGAACAAAGAAUAAAUCGUUCUC